This is a messenger RNA of Echinops telfairi (small Madagascar hedgehog), 2712 nucleotides long. RefSeq names its product death domain containing 1 (gene DTHD1). NCBI's taxonomy places the organism in Eukaryota, Metazoa, Chordata, Mammalia, Afrosoricida, Tenrecidae. The coding region runs from base 1 to 2712 and encodes 903 amino acids. The record is from RefSeq and is a predicted model, not a curated record. The transcript is spliced from 10 exons. Gene Ontology annotation, biological process: signal transduction. Gene Ontology annotation, molecular function: protein binding.
AUGGAUACAGAAGACCUGGGCUCAGAUAAACUAGGUCAAAUAUUGAAGCAGAUUUGGAGACAAAACCUGGCUCUGAAGCAGGCUGUCCUUAGCAAUGAUUUUUACGAAGAGACUGGUGUGUCUACUUGGCUAGCCACAGUGGUCUUUCUGGGUCAAGAUCUCAGUGGAGCCCUUCACCAACUUUUGGAGCACACUGCAGGGACCGUGCACUCCACCUGCCAGCAUCUGCAGGCACUGCUUGACACGGAGAGCCCGUGCAUCUGGAGGAAGGAAAUCAUUCCUGUCAGAGACUGCCUCGUGAGAAUAAAUGGAUAUUUGGGGAGUACUGCUACACUUUUAAAGAAAGAAGAAAAGGAGAUGUGUAAUUUACACGGCAUGCAUGAUGAAUGUAGUCCGCUAGAGACAAUGCCUGUCAUUCAAGAUACCAAAGCAACAGACCAUGCUGGAAGAAGGGAGCUAAAUGUCAUAGAAGCUGCUACUGUUUCCCCUCCAAGUGGGGGGGAAAGUCAUUACAUGAACCAGGGCCAGUUAAAUAAACCACACUUGAGUUCAGAAUUAAUGGAAAAAGAGGACAACACAUCAUUGAGUGGAAAUGUAACAGGACAAGGAGAGCCACAGAACAAAAUGUGCCCAGAUAAAGCAGAAAAUGAAGAAGAUAAACAAAUAGACCACAUGACUGCUGGGAGCAUAAAUGACAACAGGGAAAAGAUUCAUAACAUAAGCCAGACAACAGAAGGAGAAAUUCAAGCGAUUUCAGAAAGCCAAAGAGAAGAGAUGACCACAUCCUCAAUAACAUGUAAUGGCUUUAAUAACUAUGUGACUAGUUUUCUUCCCAAUGAUUCAGAGGGUAAAAGCACAGAGAAAGUCAUCAUGGAAAAGGAGUUUCUUGAUGUGUUGAGUGAGGAAACUGGACCCCAAGUGUCUUGCUUUAUUACAGCACCAUCAUAUGUCUUACAACACCUAGAAUGCCGAAUAAUUAAUAGCAUGAGUUCUUUAAUAGUUAAUGAUAAUGAAGAGUUGGUCAGUAAUGUCAUUGCCAUUGAGUUCUCAGCUCAGGACAAGAGCAUCCCUUUUCCAAUAGGCAUUGCAAUCCCAUUUACUGCACGUUAUAGGGGAAACUACAGAGAGGUCAUGGUGAAAGUGUCAGACCUAAGUCUUCAAUCAAGUUAUCUAACCACCAAUGCAAUAGAAGGCCCAAGAGGAAGUUAUAAGGGUACCUGUGCCGAAGUGAAAGUUUACAAAUUGGGUAUCUUUUCUGUGGUGUCCUGUUUAAAGAAAGAGUCUUUCACCGUGACAAAGAAAGGCUUCACUCUUCAACCAAGCAUGGACCCUCGGAUAGCCUUAAAUUACCCCUCAGGAGUUUUCAUCUCAUCAGUGCUUGUGCAAUUGAAGGUCCAACCAAUUGACCCCUCUCUUGUGACAUAUUUAACAAAGCAAGAGUCUUCCUACUCAGUAGUAUCUACAAGCCCUCUGAUUCACAUUAAGCACCCAUCAACAUGCCAUUUUCAAAAACCAGUAACUGUAUUCCUACCUUGUUCUCCACACCGUGAUAAAGAGAAGCGACGUUCUGAAAUAGAUCAUAAAAGUACAACUAGUAUUACAACCAACAGGGUCACUCCUUUAUACCUCAAUUGGACAAAAAAACUUUCCAUAAGAAAACCUGGGAGCAAUGCCUGUGAAUCUUUGAAAUUACUAGGAUUCAGGAGCCAAGAUGGUGGUUGGUUUGGGCUUGAUGAUGUUGCGGUGAGACCCGUGCAGAGCGGCCUGGUAUCAUUUGAAUUGCUUCAACAUUUAGAAAGAUUUAUUGUGCUUCACCUCUCUUCCACUGUGGACAACGGCCACUUGGUUUCUUUUGUGAAAUCUUUAGAGGAAGCGAUACUCAGCACUACUGUCUGCAUAGUACUGAAUUACCAGAAAGACAACCCACGUAAAGCCGUGAUUUUAGUGGUACCCUAUAAAGAUGUAACUGAGGAGCUUAAGACCUUGUACAGGGGAGGGUUCCAUGGGCCUCCAGAGCCAUCUCGUCGUUUCCAAUUAAGAGAAGGAGAACAACUUCUUUUAAGGUUUACUGGAAAUAUAUUUGCUUCAAGCAAUGGGAAAGAUUAUGGAAAAGACUACAAGAUUACUUUUCACGUACAAAGAAAACCCAAACUAGAACUUCAACUCAAAGAGGUGGACGAAUUUGGAAACUAUAGCUGCCCUCAUUAUAAGGGCACCAUUGAAGUUUAUAAAGUACCCAGAGAAAAGGUAGUCCCUAACUUGGAGAAAUCUCUGCUACUUAAUGAAAACCGUUUUCAGUUACCAAUGUGCAAAUUACCAUUAAGCUUGCCAAAGCAUGAAAAAUUAAUCAACCGUCCACAGCGUACCAAAAUAAUUUCUUCAGAUCCUCUAGAAGCCCUUUGGGAUAACUUGCUGUACUGGCUGGGGGAGGAGCUCUCAGAAGAGGACGCUGCAUCCCUGGCCUCCUCCCUCCCUCUGCGCCACAGCACCGUUCAGCUCAUCAAACUGAAGAACGCCGGCAAUCUCACCGAACAGUUUCACGAACUUCUUUCCUUCUGGAAGAAGUCGCUCCCAACUUCCACCGAUAAACUCCGCCUUUUGGCUCGUCAUCUCCGCAAGAUCGGCAGGGGUGAUCUUUCAGAAGAACUCAAGUUCAAAUGGGAGAACAGAGUGUUCACUGCACCACAGCAGUGGCUGGAAAUGGCAGAGUAA